AUUGGUCGCUUACCAGGCGUGAAAUCGGUCGUAUAAACAAACAAAAAAUUUUCUACGUUGAUAGGGAAAAACAUUGGGUGCGAGUGUUGGAUGGACGACAAAAAAAAGAGAAAAAAAAAAGAGAACAAAGAAGGGAUUUUCAAACGAGCACGUAGCUGGAAAAACAGAACUUUCGAGGAGGGUGGUGGUUGAUGAUUCCCUUUCUCUUUGUUCUUCGUUGAGAGAAAAAAGAGAUUCCCAAAAAAGGAAAUAAAAAAGUAGAAAAGGGUUGAGGUUUAGAGUGAGGUUGGAAAUAGGAUGGGGGGUAGGAUACGCAAACGACAGGUUUGAAAAAAGAAAUAUAUAUAUAUAUAUAUAUGUGUGUGUAUAUGUGUGAAUAUGUUUGUUUGUGUGUAGUCGAUUGACUAAACUUUUGCAUGGGGGAAUUGUGCGACGACUGUGCAAACAGUGAUAAUUACACCGGCAAUUAAUUCGGGCUGCGGUUGAUUCGAAUUUACAGGAAUGGCAGAAUACGAGGAGAGCAUUAACGUGCGAAGGGAUAAGCUAAGGGAUCUGAUAUCGAAAGAGGAGAUGGAACUGACGCGGGAAAUUGUCGAGCAAGCCCAACAUGGCGACGAUUUUCGAAUGGAGGAAAUGAGGGAGGAAACCGAACGGCUUAAGAAACAACAGGAGGAAGAACGUUUGGCGUUAUUGGCUGGGAAACGUAUUCAACAAUACAUCGAACGUUGUCCGGAAUUGAGGGAACAGUUGACCAAGAGAUUCGCGAAAGAUGCUAAGAAUUGUAACCUGGUGCAAAUGGCGGAUAACGAGGCUAAGAGACGAGCCGAGAACGAGUUGGAAGAACUUUGGCACGAAUUGAUGUUGAGGGAGAUCAAGGCUAAGGAGGACAGGGAAAUCGAGGAAGCGAAAAACCGUUUUCAUUUGGAACGGGACGCGUUGACGACGUUGGCCAAACAGGUGGCAGGUAAAUUGGCUUUGGAGGAAGAAGAGAAACGAGUUAAGAAAGAGGAGAGAGAAUAUUUGGAACAAUUGUGGGAUAACGUUAGGAAAGAGGAAACGAAUAGAUUGGAAACUGAGAGAAAGAAACGGGAAGCUUUGAAAAAGGAAUUGGAGGAACAGGCUAGCAGAGCCAAAAGAAUAUUGAUGGAACGCGCUAAAGAGGAAACUAAGAUAGACGAGACCUUGAACGAUCUGGCGAAGGACGAAUUGAAACGCGAGAAACAAGCCGAAAAGGAAAGUUCGAUCGCACUGAGGGAAGAAUUACUCGCUUAUUUGAAAUAUCUCGAAGAGUUGCGCGAAGAGGAGGCUAGGAGAAAUUUAGAAGUUGAUAAGAUAAUCGAGGAUUCGAUGAAGGACGCAAACGCUAGAAGAGACCUGGCUGUUAAAAGAUUCAAGGAGAUGCGAGAACGAAAUUUACGCGAGGUCCUUCUAGGUAGGGAAGAACAAUUGAAAUGGAAAAGGGAAUCAAUGGAUAAAGAGAAACGUUUUAUCGAGGAAGAGAAAAUCCUUCUGGAAAAAGUGAUCGAGACUGACGCCAAAUUGUCGGCUAUCGUUAAGGAAGAAGAGAAAAGAAAAAUGAUUUGUUACGGUAAAGAAUUGAAGGAACAACAGAAAUAUUACGAGACAAUACGUGCAAGGGAACGCGAGGAGGACGAGAAAAUCUAUCGGGAUGGUUUGAAACGUGAGGAAGAGUAUAGAAAGUUAAACGAAGUAUUGUUGAAAGCAACGGAAAACGUUGCCAGGCCGCAUCCGUUCAACUCACUCCUCAGGGAAUACGACACUCGUCGUCGUCAACUAGUUCCUGAGAAACGAGAAGAAGGCCUCUGUUAUUGCCCACCUUCUUUACCACUACCACCACCACUACCACCAUCUAUUUAAACUUUCCUACCAUCAUCGACUAAGUAAUUUUUCUAACGACCCACCUCCUUCCCCGAGCCCUUUUCCUCUCAACCUUCUUGUCCUGCUUUUGCACUUUUACGAUGCCCCCCCCCACCACCACCACUACCACCCCUUCACUCCUUUCUUCUUGUUUACCAGUUUCUUCCGUGCCCUGUACAUGUCCCCUGUUCUCUAUGUUUCUUUGUGUAUUGCCGUCUAUGUAACACACCAACGAAUUACCCGAUAAAACGAUGUAAUUUUAGUCUUUUAUUAUACUUACCCUGUCUUGUUGUUGUUGUUGUUGUUGUUAUCGUCGUCUCCUUGUCUCUUUCCCUUCGACUCCUAAGAGUCUCUUAUCCACUCUGUAUCUUUUAUAGCACGAAAAGUGAGCUCCUUCUAACGAGGGAUAAUACGUCUACCUGAUCCCGUACCGGGAAUUUAUAUUUUUCU
This is a messenger RNA of Polistes canadensis, 2328 nucleotides long. RefSeq names its product trichohyalin-like. The record is from RefSeq and is a predicted model, not a curated record. The coding region runs from base 502 to 1878 and encodes 458 amino acids. NCBI's taxonomy places the organism in Eukaryota, Metazoa, Arthropoda, Insecta, Hymenoptera, Vespidae. The transcript has a single exon.